Molecule: messenger RNA, 4015 nt
Organism: Rhododendron vialii
Lineage: Eukaryota; Viridiplantae; Streptophyta; Magnoliopsida; Ericales; Ericaceae
Exons: 18
Coding region: 238-3606 (1122 amino acids)
Molecular function (GO): protein binding
Source: RefSeq, a predicted model, not a curated record
GCAGCUUCACAUCUCUCUCUCUCCCCUCUCUCUCUCUCUCUCUCUCUCUCUCAAACGAUAGCGACGCUCGUUUGAGUCACUUGGACCUUUGGCGACGAAUCCUAUGAAAAUGCAGUGAAAUAGAGCUUGCAUAACUGCUAGCGUGAAGAGGCCAAGGAUCAGAACCAAAUUGUCUGUUUCCAUUCGGGGAAGCUUCUGCAACCAAAUCAAGUUCAUCAGUCAAGCUAGUAACAGAACAUGAAGCGCAAGCGUGGGGUUGGGAAACGCAAACCAAAAUUGGCUCCUGCGGUUGAUGCAAAGGAGUCAAUCGGAAAUGUUGUCGCUCUAAAUACUCAAGAUGACUUGGUUCCAGAUGACAUUGAUAGUACUGAAUUUCGCUCUAGAAUGGAGUUUGAAAAACCACAACAUGGCAGCAAAAAGACUAGGCAGCAAGCAAGUUCAAAAAAGCAAAAAGUAGUUGAUGUGAACAUGGAAGAUAAUAUAAGCUCAUUUCCUGAGACGAGUGGAGGUGUUUCUGCUAAUGUAUCGAGGAUAGCUAGGAGCAUAAUCAGUAAAUCAUCAAGGGGUUUUGCUUCCUCAAUUAGAGAACCCUUUAGUUCUGCACAACAGGAGCCGGGUGGAGGGGCGUGCCAAAAAGAACCAAAUUUGCCUCAUCAGGAGCGUCAAUACCAAGACCAUGAAUUAAAAGCUGCCCUGGAGGUGAUCAGGAAAGUUAUGAAAAUGGAUGCGGCUGAGCCUUUCAAUGAUCCUGUGGAUCCUAUUGCUAUGGGAAUACCUGAUUAUUUCGAUAUCAUUGAAACACCUAUGGACUUUGGCACAAUAUGUAGCAACAUUGAAAAUUGUGCCAAGUAUGAGAAUUCAAAGGAUGUUUUAAGGGAUGUACAAUAUAUUUGGGAUAACUGUUGCAAGUAUAAUAAAAAAGGUCAUUAUAUCUUGGAGCUCAUGAAGCGUGUGAGAAGGAACUUCACAAAGUUAUGGGCGGAAGCUGGUUUGCAUAUGGAAGCGCAGGAGACUGAUGGACUUUCACACGUACCUACUACGGAGUCUACCAUGAGGUGCAAUAUUGAACAUAGGAACCCAUUGGGCUCUAUUGCUAAUUUUGCCAGACAUCAGUAUCAGGAUCAGGAUCAGGAAGACCCUAGUGGAUUUCAGCCCCAUCAGCCCCCAAUGAACCACUGGCAGUCAUAUCAGCCCCAUAAGAGACCGCAUACAUAUCAACUGAGCUCUUGUCAGCAGCAGUCUUCCCAAGCACGGGUUGGCCCAAAUCUUGGUGGUGCAGGACAUUCGCACAUGACUCCUUUCGAGGGUGACAAGAGACAGUGCUCACAUGGGCAUCGGUGGUCAGUGGAUCCUGUAGAUGAUAAUUGCUCCCACCAACAACAGAAGCAGACAGGCCAGAGCCAAUUUCAACAUUGGCAGCAUCAGCCCUCGUCGGGUUAUAGCCAGCCAUAUCAACCUCCCCAGAGAUCCUGCCAGUGUCACGCAUGCUCUCAGCAACCACAGCCCUUCCAUGUACCGGCUGACACAUUUACUGCUAGUGCAGGAGACUUCUAUGCAUCUCCUCCUGAAGAUUCCAUGGUAAGGGGUUCCAAACAUGGAAAUAGGUGCCCUGUAGGCCCUAUGACUGACUACAUGAGCCACCAGCAGCAGGAUCUGAUAGCCCCAAACCAUAUGCAGCCGCAUCAGCCCCCAUCUAAGCACCAGAAGGGGACUUACCAGGGAAAGCUAAGCUCCAGCCAGCUCCAUCGUGGCUUUGGCCCGCCACAAUAUUCCCAGCCAGAUAUGGAAAUGGUUGGUGCAGGAGACUUCUGCUCGACUCCUCCUGAGGAGUCCAUGAUAAGGAGCACCAAACGUGGUCCGAGGUGCCCAGUAGGCCCUAUGGCAGACCACAUCAGCCACCAGCAGCAGGAUCAGAGAGCUGCAAGCCAUAUGGAUCCCUAUCAGCCCUCAUCGAACUAUGGCCAGGAACAUCUCCCCCACCAGCAGACUUCCCGGCGCAAGCUGAGCUCCAGCCAGCUGCAUGCUGGCUUUGGGCCACCUCAACAUUCCCAGCCACACAAGGAAAUGGGUGGUGCAGGAGACUUGUGCUCGUCACCUCCUGAGGAAUCCAUGAUAAGGAACACCAAGCGUGGGCCUAGGUACCCAGUAGGCCCUAUGACUGACUAUGUCAAUCACCAGCAGCAGGAUCAGAUAUCCCCAAACCAUAUGCAGCCCCUAUCUAUCUACCACCAGGAUCAUCCCUCCCAUCUGCAUUCUGGCUUUGACCCGCCACAACAUUCCAAGCCCCAAAUGGAAAUGGCUAGUGCAGGGUACUCCCCACCUCCUGCGGAGUCUAUGAUACGGUGCACCAAAAGUGGGCCUAUUGUCCCAGUGGUCAGCCACCAGCAGCAGGAUCAGAUAACACCGAGCCAAAUGCAGCUUGAACAACCUCAGGAAAAGACUGGCGAGGGCCCGCUGAGCUCUAAUCAACCAGAGCCUUCUCACUCACAAGCUGACGUGGAUAGGGGUACUGCAGAUUCUAGCAGCACUAGGAAAAGGAAGACUCGUGGUCGUGGUCCAACACGGUGCCUUGAUGUAUGGAAUAUGGAUGGUAAAAUACCUAUUACCACCAAUGAAUUUGGGCAGCCCAUUGGUGUUGAGGCUCCCAAACUAGUUAAUUUCCUUGGCACCAUUGCACGAAAUGGGCACAUGGCACCCCUUAAUUACAUUGAGUGGCGAGCACUCCCGGAUGAGAGCAAGGAGAAAAUGUGGCAGCAAGUUCAGUCAAAAUUUGAUAUUGAACCACAAAGCAGAAGUUGGGUCUUGAAGUCAAUUGGCAAUAAAUGGAAGAACUGGAAAGCUCUCUUAAAGGCUACGCGUUAUACGCCCCAUAAGACCAAUGAGGGGAGGCUGGCAGAUCGUGAUGAGAGGGUCCUCCCGGAUCAGUGGCGGAUCCUCGUUUCAUAUUGGAACUCCAAAGAGGCAAAGAACCUCAGUAUAAAAAAUAAGGCUUGUCGCUCUUUCCAGAAAAUAAACCAUGCUACGGGUUCAAAGAGUUUUGCCCGAGUACGUGAGGAGCAGCGUGCGAAGAGGCCUGAUGGGAAGGAGCCAUCCAGGGCAGAGCUAUUCAUAGUGACACGUACUCGCAAAGAUGGGCGCCCUGUGAAUGAGGAAUCGUCUGCAAUAAUUUCAAAGCUUCGUGAACGAGCUGCUCAAGGGCAGGGGACCUCACAAAACGUUGUUGUUGGAGAUGAUGUCUUCCAUCAAGUGAUGGGACGAGAUAGACAUGGACGUGUGCGCACUUACGGGCUGGGUCCCGCCCCAUCAGAUCUUGGGGUCCCCAAAUCGAGUCAUGCUGAAGCCUUAAAAAUGGUGGCACAGGCUAAUGCAGAGGUGCGUGAGAUGAAAGAGAGAAUGGUGGCCAUGGAGCAGACUUGUGCACAGAUGGCAGCCCAAAUGGCAACCAUGAUGUCAAUGAUGUCCACCAUGCAGAAGAAGUCGCCUGACAGACAUCCUCCUAAUGUUGUAGAUGUCUCUGGCAAGUCUGAGGAAUUGCAGCAGCCACAGGGUUCUGAAAUGACAAGAAGAACUACAAGAUCAAGCAAGUCAGUUUCCCGAAAGAAGUGAAGCUUGGUUGAUUGCACCUUCGUAGCAGUCGAUGUGACGAUGUGCUAGUGGUUAUCCGAACUGAAGUGAUACAUGGGACUCCUGCUAUAUAUGCAUAAUAUUAUACUUAAUGUCCGUUGUGAUAUGAAGUUCAAGACGGCCUUGUUUUAGCCUUUCCUAUUAACCUAUUAUACUUCAUGUCCGUUGUGAUAUGAAGUUCAAGACGGCCUUGUCUAUCAGGUUAAGGUUGAAUGAACUGUCUGUUAAUUAAUGGUUCCAUUACUUCAACUGAGGUACAAACUUGGGAUCUACAAAGUUCACUUAUGGAUCUUUAAAUGUCUUGGUAAGUGACAGCUGCUGAAGCCAUGUCUUACUGUAUGUACUGGAUUUGUAAUGGAUUUUAAGGUUGAAUGAACAACAUUAGCUCUAA